Molecule: messenger RNA, 1360 nt
Organism: Sapajus apella (tufted capuchin)
Lineage: Eukaryota; Metazoa; Chordata; Mammalia; Primates; Cebidae
Exons: 3
Coding region: 120-449 (109 amino acids)
Source: RefSeq, a predicted model, not a curated record
CCUUUCAGAUGAAUGAAAGCAAAAGCAGUGGCUGGAGCUAGGGCAGCUAUUUAGAACUAUGAGGUGGAAGAAAUGUGUUGACAAUAGCAGAACAAAAAUGUCGGAAUCCUGGGUACCUGAUGACCAUGGAGCCGCCAUGCAAACUCUGGACUGCAAUUUCCAGAGACUGUUUGCAGAAUGAAGAUACUGCCAUUACCUCUACAAAGAAUGCAUCCCAGCACAGAUCAAAGAUCUUGCAAGUCCAACCAUGCCAUUUUACAGUUCUGAACCUCAACCUAGAGAAAGCAGUGGAUCUUUAUACAUUUGACACCGCACUUCCCUCUAGGAUCUCUGUAGCUAUUGAAAAUGAAUUGGAGAAGAUGAGUGGGUGUGAGAAGAGGGUAACGGAAUCAGAUCAAAAGCUGUCAUGUCACUAUGAGCGGGCGAUGAGGCAGCCGGGACCAAGAUGAUGGUGGGGAGAAGAAAAUCACUUGAGAGAAUUGAUUAAACUAGGUGGUUAGCACAGAUAGAGCUGAAUCAAAAAUUAAGAUGGUAAGCUAAAUAGUUUUACACACGAAAAGGCAGAGUUGCAUUCAUAAUUAGUCUCUUCUUCAGACUGAAUAUUACAGCCAAAAUACAGUCAGUGGUGUGGCAAUCACUUUCUUUGGGUUUGUAUCCAAGGUCAAGAAUGUCAGCCUCUGAAGGCCCCAGAUCUUAAUGUUUUUAGAUGAUAAAGUUUAUUUAAGGUAGAAUAAUUUAGCUCUGUGCAAAUUUCAUUGUGGAAGAAUGAAAAAUCCAUUGUCCCUCUUCUCUGCCACAGACACACUUGAGUUGAACAUUAAGCAUAUUUAUUAAGGAAACAUUCUCUUUGUGCUUUUUCUCCCAAGAUGGAUGGUAUUCUAGAGUUCUAAGUGUCAGAAUAAAGAAUGUCCAUGAGGUUGAAUUAUAUGAUGUUUUAGUAAAGUCAGGUAAACAUUCUCAGAAACAUGAUUGUGACUUUAAAAAAAAAAAAAAAAAAAAAAAAACACUUUCCAUAGAGGAAUUAUGCUUUGGGGACAGAAACUUUCCUUUAUAAUUUUUACAGCUGCAUGCAGAUAAAGAAUAUGAAAAAGGCAUAACACAUCAAUUUCGAAAGCAUGGCUGCACUUUAAGAGAACACAGACUUUCCAGAUCCAUCUUACAUCUCAGGAAUUCUAGAUCAAGACACGAAUGAGUGUUUUUGUUGCUAAAAUCCCUCUAAUUUCCUUCUUGUUAGACACUUCACCUCAGCAACAUUAUAAAUUAGCACAAAAAAAUUGUUUGUAGGUGAAAAACCAUUUGGAAAAGGACACCGUAUUAGCCAGGCUAUCUACUCACAAAUAAAAGCCAAUUCUGGCUCUCC